Molecule: messenger RNA, 3701 nt
Organism: Peromyscus californicus insignis
Lineage: Eukaryota; Metazoa; Chordata; Mammalia; Rodentia; Cricetidae
Product: zinc finger protein 260-like
Exons: 3
Coding region: 356-2485 (709 amino acids)
Biological process (GO): regulation of transcription by RNA polymerase II
Molecular function (GO): DNA-binding transcription factor activity, RNA polymerase II-specific; RNA polymerase II cis-regulatory region sequence-specific DNA binding
Source: RefSeq, a predicted model, not a curated record
GUUUGCAUGUCUCUCUGUAUAUAUUCCUAGGCAUUUCUCCUGCUGUGCCGUAUUCUAUUCUGUGGGCACUGGAAUGGAAGGUGUCAUUCUCUCUUGAUGUUUCCUUUUAAAAUCAGUUGGUGACUGCAUUUGAUAUUUACUGACCCAUUUCAUAGAAUGUAUCAAGCACACAGAAUUAUGUAAAUAUAUUCACAAUGAAGUGUAUAUUUACAAUGCAGUCAGUCUCACCAUUUCUAUUAUGUACAUAUAUGGGAUACCUUAGGAUGCAGUGACCUAUAAGGAUGUGCAUGUGAACUUCACUCCUGAAGAGUGGGCUUUGCUGGAUCCUUCCCAGAAGAGUCUCUACAAAGAUGUGAUGCUGGAAACCUACUGGAACCUCACUAUUGUAGGGUACAAAUGGGAAGACCACAAUAUUGAAGAACAUUAUCAAAAUUCUUCAAGACAUGGCAGCAGGUGUGUCAUUUGUUACUCUGGAUACAAUCCAUGUGAGCAUAAGGGACAUGGAAGGAAGCAUUGUACUUCUGUCUCUCUCAGAACAACUGGAAGAUAUGUGGUAGUCCCCACUAUGAGAAGACGUGAUGACUGUGAUACAAGUUUACAAUUAAUUGGUUUUCCAACUUCAGUGGGAAUUUAUCAAAAAACUUUCAUUGGAGUACAACCUUAUGAGUGCCAGGAAUAUGGAAAUUCAUCUCUCUCUACUGGUUCAUUGUGCACAUGUAGUGUGCCUCACAGUAUAAGAAAAUGUUAUGAGUGCAAUCAGUGUGGUCAGACCCUGUGUUCUUCAAGUUCUCUUCAAAGAUGUGAAAAAGCUCAUGUGAGAAGUGAAAAUAAUAAAUAUGAGACAUCUACUAAAGGCUUUAGGCUUGACAGGCAUCGUCAAACACACCAAAGAACCAAUAACGAAGAGGCUCUCUAUGAAUGUAAUCAACAUGAUGAAGCCUUUAGAUCUGAUUGCUCUUUAGAAGUAUACCAAAGAAGUCAUUUGGAAGGAAAACUCUAUGAGUAUAAUCAAAGUUAUAAAGCCUUUGUAUGUCACAGUCUUCAUCAUCAUGUACAGAGAAUUCAAACUCGAGAGAAAUACUAUGAAUGUGAUCAUUGUAGUAAAGCCUUUGUACAGAUGAGUGAUCAUCACAGACAUGAAAGAAUUCAUACUGGAGAGAAACCAUAUGAAUAUAUUCAAUGUAAUAAAGCCUUUGCAGAGACGAGAAAUCUUAAGAGUCAUAAAAGAUUUCAUACAAGAGAGAAACCCUAUUUAUAUAAUCAAUAUGGUAAAGCCUUUACAAGAAAGAAUAGUCUUCGCAGUCAUGAAAGAAUUCAUGCUGGAGAGAAACACUAUGAGUGUAAUGAAUGUGGUAAAGCAUUUGCACAAAAGAGGAAUCUUCAAAGUCAUGAAAGAAUUCAUACUGGAGAAAAACCAUAUGUAUGUGAUCAAUGUGGUAAAGCCUUUACACGGAAGAGUCAUCUUGAAAGUCAUGAAAAAAUUCAUACUGGAGAGAAACCCCAUGAAUAUAAUCAUUGUGGUAAAGCCUUUGCAAUGAAGAGUUAUCUUCUCAGCCAUGAAAGAAUUCAUACUGGAGAGAAACCUUAUGAAUGUAAUCAAUGUGGUAAAGCCUUUGCACAGAAGAGUAGUGUUCAAAGUCAUGAAAGACUUCAUACUGGAGAGAAACCCUAUGAAUGUCAUCAUUGUGGUAAAGCCUUUGCAAGAAAGAGUUAUCUUCUAACCCAUGAAAGAAUUCAUAGUGGAGAGAAACCCUAUGAAUGUAAUCAGUGUGGUAAAGCCUUUGCAUUGAAGAGUCGUCUUCACAAGCAUGAAAGGAUUCAUACUGGAGAGAAACCCUAUGAAUGUAAUCAAUGUGGUAAAGUCUUUGUACAGAAGAGUAACCUUCUAGGUCAUGAAAGAAUUCAUACUGGAGAGAAACCAUAUAAAUGUAAUCAAUGUGGUAAAACCUUUGCACAGAAGAUUUAUCUUCAAAGUCAUGAAAGAAUUCAUACUGGAGAGAAACCCUAUGAAUGUAAUCAAUGUGGUAAAGCCUUUGCACAGAAGAGUCAUCUUCUCACCCAUGAAAGACUUCAUAGUGGAGAGAAACCUUAUAAAUGUGACCAAUGUAGUAAAGCCUUUGCAUUGAAGAAUAUUCUUCACAAUCAUGAAAGAAUUCAUACUGGAGAGAAACCCUAUGAAUGUAAUCAAUGUGGUAAAGCCUUUGUACAUAAGAGUAGCUUUCUACGUCAUGAAAGAAUUCAUACUGGAGAGAAACCGUAUAAAUGUGACCAAUGUUGUAAAGCCUUUGCUCAGAAGGUUAGUCUUCAAAGUCAUGAAAGAAUUCAUACAGGAGAGAAACCCUAUGAAUGUAAUCAAUGUGGUAAAGCAUUUGUACAGAAGAGUAGCCUUCUAAGUCAUGAAAGAAUUCAUACUAGCCAGUACCAUAUGGAUAUAACCAAUGUGGUAAUUUCAGAUGUGAGCUGCCAUGUGGGUGCUGGAAACUGAAUUGUGUUUUCUAUAAGAGGUACUUGCUGGAGUCCAGUGUCAUAGGGCUUCAGGUCCCAAAGAAGAGAUCGGGCAUCAGUAGAGGAAAGAGACUCACAUGAUUUGAAAAACAACUACACAUUUUAUGCUGUAUAACUGAUUCUUAGUUUAGACUCAAGCAGGAUAAAAACAGACUUAAUGAUUCCAGGAUAAAAGCAGCCAUCAACCACAUUACAGCAUUUUUUCUGGGGCAAAAAGUGAUAAAUUCAGCAAGUAUCUUCAUGCCUUUCUGGAUGUGAACCCAUUGUUUCCUUUCAUAGUUGCUUUCAUCCCUGGAACUAGGUGUAUCCAGUUAGUAAAUGUUUAAGUUCUCUAUUUUUGGUGUAAUCAGGGGGACACAAUGGGGCUUCUUGUGUGGGAGUAGGCACAGUAGUCACAUUGUGUGGUUCCAUGGUGGUGGGAUUUUUUCCAAGAAUUUUGUUUAAAAAGACUGCCUUGCCUAUGUAUAUGUUCCCAUCCUCCAGUGUAGCCAGCAAAACAAAUUUCCCACAGUAAAAGGCAUAAGGAAACUACAUAACAUUUAGUGAGAAUUAUUAAAAUUGAAAUAAAAAUGAUGCUGGAGAAUUAAGAUCGGCAAUGAGGAAAUGCUGGAACUUUGUCAAACAGCAAUGGUCACCGUGCAGUCCAUGCCAGGUGGUAAACUGCUAAACAAUUUCUCAUCCCUUUUCAUUUCUUUUAAGAUUCAUUUUAUUAUUUUUACCUUUGUGAGUCCAUAUGAACAGUAUACUUUAAACUCAGAUGUCAGCCUGUGUGACCCAGUUCUUCCUUUCUACCCUGUGGGUUCUGAGGACCACACCAGGUCCAUCUGUCUUGGUUACAAGCACUUUUACCUGCUGAGCCAUGCCAUGAUGAACACUGAGCACUGACAUUUUUUUGUUAAUUGUUGAUUUUUUGUUUGUUUGUUUUUUAAAACAGGCUGAUGAAGUUCAGGCUGACCUUGAACUUCAGACGUUUCUGCUUCCACCUCCAGUUACUAUGAUGACAGGUUUUACUACCAUGCCCUGUUUAUGCAGAGGUCUUGUGUGUGCUGAGCAAGUAUUCUAUCCAAUGAUCGCCAUCUGUUAUGAAAACAUUGAUGUAGCUGAGUUUUUCAUCUACAGGUCUACACUGAGAACCUGCCUCAAAACCAAAUCAAAACUGCAAACACAAACUUUUGUUAAAAUAAACUGUGUGUGUG